Strongylocentrotus purpuratus (purple sea urchin) is the source of this 1854-nucleotide messenger RNA. RefSeq lists its product as uncharacterized. Lineage: Eukaryota; Metazoa; Echinodermata; Echinoidea; Camarodonta; Strongylocentrotidae. The transcript is spliced from 4 exons. The record is from RefSeq and is a predicted model, not a curated record. The coding region runs from base 1 to 1854 and encodes 617 amino acids.
AUGGAGAUUGAGGAAUGGAUCGCAACUUCUACCUGUGAAUGCUUUGGAGAAGAUGGAAUGGUGUCUCCGGCUAGCCUCUGGAAAGGUGUGCUCACUGUUGGCGCCCUCGAUAACCUAGACCACAACCCGAGCCACUUCCAAAACAUUAUUCCGUGGGACUGGAAUCAGCCUUUUACAGUUGCCUACCAAGUUCUAUGUGAAACCUGGCUGAAUGACUCUAAACCUGAUGAACAAUUCCAUAUUCCUGGAUUUGCGCUUCAUCGUCGUGAUCGCAGAGGUCGUCAAGGUGGCGGCGUCGCAAUCUACACCCGAUCUGAUCUUAAUGUUACCAUUCUUGAUAAUGCGACGUCACCCGAGCUCGAGGUCCUAUGGAUUAGAUUGGAUUCUCAGAAGCUCCAUACAAUGUUUGUAGCUGCUGUUUAUGCACCACCCAAUUCGCCCUUUCACCAAGAUCUUAACGAUUCACUGGUUGAAACAGUGGAUUAUAUUCACACUCGAUUUCCUGAAUCUGGCAUUGUGAUCUUGGGAGAUUUCAAUGACAUGGAUACCGAUUCUCUAGCAUCCGAAAUCGAUUUUUCCCAGAUUGUUGACAAACCUACGAGAGGCGACAACGUCUUAGACAAGGUCCUGACAAAUAUCGCUGAUGAUUACAACCGACCAGCAGUCAUCAACCCGAUUCGUAACAGUGAUCAUAGAACGAUCAUUGUUUCUCCGAAGGCCACUAUUCCCAAACCGAAGCGACAGAAGAUAUCAAUCCGCCCCAUUAGAGAUUCUUCUAUCAGGUCCUUUGGCCAGUGGCUGACCUCUGUAGAUUGGAGUUGGCUACUUGAUCUUGAAAAUGCUGCUGAUAUGCAGGUAUCAUUUCAAGAUGAGCUAACCACGGCUUAUGAGAGAUGCUUCCCUCAGAUUACAUUUGUACGGAGAGAAGAUGAUAAGCCUUGGAUGAACAAUCGUAUUCGUUCUCUGAUCGACCAACGCCAAGCUGCCUAUCAAUCAGGAAACCUUCCACGUUAUAGUCAACUCAGAAAGCAAGUAGAGCAGGAAAUUAAAGCUACCAAGAGCAAAUUCUUCCUUGGAAAGGUGUCACACCUGAAGAAAUCACAACCUGGGAAAUGGUACAAGGAGAUCCGUAACAUUACUAGUGUAAAAAAGACAUCAAAUAAGCUACCUGGAUCUCAUAUGGCACCCGCCGAGCAGGCUGACUGGAUAAAUUCCCACUUUGCGAAUGUCUGUUCCUCCCUACCACCCCUGGAUCGCAAGUCUCUUCCGGCGUACUUGCCAGCUGAUUCACCACCGGAAAUCCAACCUUACCAAGUGUACAAUAAAUUGAAGAAACUGAAGAUCUCAAAGUCAUCUCAUACUAAUGAUAUUCCUUUGAGACUUGUUCGUGAGUUUGCUGUCGAAUUAUCUGUACCAUUAUCUAUCAUUUUCAAUUCCUGUCUACAAUCGGGUAUGUUUCCAGAGUAUUGGAAAAUCGGUAACAUCAUUCCGAUUCCUAAAGUAAACCCAUGCAAUUCUCUGGAUCAGUUACGUCCUAUCUCUGUAACACCAGUCUUUGCUCGCGUCUUUGAGGAGUUUCUUGUGGAGUGGAUUAGACGUGAUAUUGCCGAUCAUAUAGACCCCCGUCAGUUUGGCAGUUCUGAGAAAGUUGAGAGAGUUCAGAGACGUGUGACCAAGAUCAUUCUCGGUUUCACCCCUCUCACCUAUGAUGAAAGGCUAGAGAGUCUAAAUCUGCCCUCCCUUCAAAGUGAAGCUUUCAUGCUCAGCGAAGGACCCAAAGAUGAAGAGUCUGCCACGGCUUGGAGAAACAACAUGCAGAAGAGAAGUCCUAUACUUUCAUGUACUGGGACCUGA